UCACUCACAUCCAGAGGGGAAGAAAAGCGCCACAAGACGCUGCAUUCUUUAUAAACAAACAUCUUACUCUUGGAAAUAUCCUACAGCGGGAAACAUCUCAAUAUGUGCAGAGGACUGGACUCACUGCCUACCACCUGCCUGGAGAGGGCAAAGGAGCUGAAAGCUUUGUUUGGAAGUUUGCUACACAAGUCAGAGCACAGCAUCACCAGCCAGUCAAAGAAAAAUGACAAACUGAGCAGGUUAAAUGAGAAUGAGCCUUUAAAAUGGAAGGAGUCCUUCGACAAGCUGCUGUGCAGUCAAAAUGGACUGUGCCUGUUCAGAGCAUUUCUAGUCUCAGAGUUCAGUGAAGAAAACAUCGCUUUCUACCUGGCAUGUGAGGACUAUCAGGCGUCAAAACCCUCCAAACAAGCAGCAAAAGCCAAGAAAAUUUAUGACGAGUUCAUCGCUACUGAUGCACCACGAGAGGUAAAUCUGGACCAUCUAACCAAAGCCAUCACAAAGGAGAACGUUGGGCACCCUGGACAGUCCUGUUUCGACUUGGCCCAGGCCAAAAUCUACACCCUGAUGGAGAAGGACUGCUACCCUCGCUUCUUAAAGUCCUCCACAUACCUUGAAGUGAGCAGAAAAGCCAAAACAGGCUAAAAAAAAAAAAAAGGAUGCAGCUGUUUUCAAAGGGACAUAAGCUUUCUGACGCACAACAGAGACUGAGAAAGUUCUCCUGGAACAGCAACUUCAGUCUAGGGACUUAUAGUGCCAAGUUGUGGAGGUAUUUAGGAGAUCUGAAGUUGCAAAGAGGUAGAGGCCCAAGCCCGAAGAAAUCGGAGACACCAAGCUGUGAGAAAGGACUGAAAAAGACUGAGCCGCAGGCAGUGUCUACCUUUCAAAGACACAUCUGUACUGGACGACCACGGCUGCAUGAAGGAGAGCAGCCACAGUGGCAGAAAAAUGCAGAGAUUAAAAAAUUAGUCAAUUUCACACAACAAAACUACCACUGGGACAGAUUCCCUUGCACUAAUGAUUAUUUAUUCAUUAUUUAUUUAAGUUAAUUGUAAAACAUGUAAAUGUUUUUUUUUUUUUUUUUUUAUCAGAAGUACUGUAUGUGAAAAUAAGUGCAAUGAAUUAAAGAUGAUAAAUUUU
Cheilinus undulatus (humphead wrasse) is the source of this 1137-nucleotide messenger RNA. RefSeq names its product regulator of G protein signaling 5b (gene rgs5b). Lineage: Eukaryota; Metazoa; Chordata; Actinopteri; Labriformes; Labridae. The coding region runs from base 103 to 642 and encodes 179 amino acids. The transcript is spliced from 5 exons. The record is from RefSeq and is a predicted model, not a curated record.